Messenger RNA from Plectropomus leopardus (leopard coralgrouper), 5626 nucleotides. Its product is annotated as consortin-like. Gene Ontology annotation, cellular component: transport vesicle; plasma membrane; trans-Golgi network. Lineage: Eukaryota; Metazoa; Chordata; Actinopteri; Perciformes; Serranidae. Gene Ontology annotation, molecular function: connexin binding. The record is from RefSeq and is a predicted model, not a curated record. Gene Ontology annotation, biological process: positive regulation of Golgi to plasma membrane protein transport.
GUUACACCUACAGUCAACACAACAACAUCAGCACACUGUCCGAUGCACGAGCUCCUACCAUUCAGCCGGACCUUUCAGCCGCUUGAAAAAGGGCUUGUCUAAUACUUGGCACUGACCUUAAUGCUGAAAGGUCAAACGUUGAGGGGGGUGCUCGAUGGAUCAUGGUGGUCAGCUUGAGAGGGAGGGCAGAAUAAUGUCACAAGUUCAGGUGGGCGGAGUUGAUCUCUGUGAUAACCUUCCCAACCCUGAAGCUCUGACUGCUCAAACGCUAAAUCUCAAUGAGACAAACAUACUCACACAGACUGAAAGUUUCUCCCCUUCACAAAAUGAGGAGGGAGGAGGGCUCCUUCAAAAAGCCUCUGUCAAUAACAAUGGGAAGGACAUGGAGGAGGAGCUGGGAAAGGAGGGAUACACAGGAAGAGGCAGAGAGGAGGAUGAGGAAGAUGACUUUGAUGAGGUGAUGAAGGAAGAAGAGGAGGAAGAAUCAGAGGAAUCAAGCUGUCUAAUUCGCUGCCAGUCUCCAGACACUCCCAUGACUGACUCCUCCUAUUCAGAAACCGGCAGUCUCUUGGAGACUCCAUAUCCUUUCAGCCCUGGGACCAGUCCAGAGCCUGCAUCCCCUCUCAUUCCAGCGGCCAGUCCAGAAACUGCGUAUCCUGCCAGUCAAGUGAAACUGAGCCAGAGUGAUGUCAGAGUGGACUCUCAUAACACUGAAUCAGUUGCCUAUACCACAGGGUCCAUUACACUGGGACCCACAUUCACAACAGGGCCUGUAGACUCUUUGACAAUAGCUAUAACCUCAGACAGCAGGCCUACCAGCCCACCUGGGCCCACGUGUAUCACAGAAGCUACAGACAGGAUUGCAAAAAAUAUCACGACAGAACCUCUUACCUCAUCCACCAAGCCUGUCUUUAAUCAUGGGCCCACAUGCACCACAGGGUUUGCCAGCGUAUGUGCAGGACCUCUCACCUCAACUGUAGAGACAUUUACAGUAAUGGCUGGCACCACGAGUCUCAACUCUUCUAUUGCUUCCAUUCCUUUAAGUACAACAAAAGGACCCCUAACCCUCACCCCAGGGCCUACGACUACCACUACAGAGUCCAUAACUGGACCUGUAACCUCAAACUUUGAGCACAUAACCCCUACACCUGUGCCCACUUGUCUCUCAGUCUCCACCUGCGCCACAGGGCCUAUUCCAAGCCCUGCCCUGCUGGAGUCUCUGGAGGAGCUGGCACAAAGAGGAGAUGACACUCACCUCCCACAGCACCUUCACCAGAUUGCAGAGGCCUUUGUCCUUCAGGGAGACUACCAGCGGGCAUUAUGGUGCAUCCAACUAGAGAGACUCUAUCACCAGAGAGUAUUGGACAACCUGAAUGCUCUUCAAGAACAGUGGGAGAGUCAGUGUAGAAGUCCAUCCUCCAGCCUGGCAACCCAGCAUCUGGACACUCUUAAAAACAUCUGCCAAACUCACAGUCGACCAGGAGCGAGAGAUGCUGUGUGUGCAUCUGUGGACCUUUUGAGGCCUACACUUGAAGAAGGUGGUGCACUGCCUUUAUGUACCUCAGCCCAUCAGGUGGACAAAGGGAUGGAGCAGAGAGCCCAAGACUCCUCCGGUUCUCAGAGCAGCCAUCCAGUCAUUAAUUUGACUGAUAGGCUCAGUUCCCCUGAGGUCUCUGAAAAGGAGAGGGAAGACCCAGACAGGGAAGUAGAGGGGAGGGACGGUUUCCAUGGAGAUCAGCUGACUGACAAGCAAGGCAGCGACAGAGAGGGUGGAGAGGCAGAAGGAGGGGUAGGAUACACCAUCUCAAUGAUAGGAAAUGGACUGCACCCCUCUACGGCUGGAGAAAUGGAUCAGUCCGAGCCCGCAGAGCAGCAGGGAGGAGAAUUAGGUCCCAUACAGGAAAAGGAGGCAAAAAGGGUGGAAGAGGAGAGGGAGGUGGAGGAGGCAGCCGAGGCUUUGGAGAUGGAAGAUGAGGGAGAGGAAGAAGAGGAGGAAAAGCAGAAGGAAAGCGACUCUUCUUUUUGUCAGCAAGCUCUCCCAGUGGAAACUGUGGUCAGCGGGGCAGAGAUGGAGAUACAACAGCUACACCAGGAAGCCCGAGCUGAGGAAAAGCUGCAUGAGGAGACCCAGGAGAGCACUGAAACCUGCCUGCACCAGGAGGCCCGCCUUCCUCAAGAGGCUCACAUGAAGCAGCAGGACCAGGGUGAGGAGGUGAAGGAGGAAGAAGAGGAGGAGGAGGAAUACGAAGUAGAGCAUGUUGACAUCAUCGCAGAAGCUGCCACACUGGACGACAUGGCUAAACUCAUCACCGUAGAGGAGAUAUCUCCUGCCUCUGGCCUGGUCUCCAUAUUAAAGAAGCGGCAGGGUUUUGUGGACAACGUGAGUGCGUCUGCCGGCUCAGAGCCCCGACCUGACAAACCUCCAGCCAAAAGACGCGUCCGCUUCAAAGUCCCUGAUGACGGCUAUGAGCAUGAUGUUGGCGGUGGAGAUUCCUGUCUGCUUCUCUUCCUGCUCUGUCUGGUUACUGUGGUGAUCAGUGUGGGUGGCACCGCCCUCUACUGUGCUCUGGGCGAUGCCCACUCGUCAGUCUGUCAGGACUUCUCCAGAAAUGCAGACUUCUACUUUGGCCAGAUACAGCGCGGGAUAACUCACAUCCAGCACUGGUUUGCCUCCGGGUCAUAGCAGAUAACAGAGCCCCUGGCCUCCCUGUAUCACACCAGGCUGCUUCCUGGGACAGUGUUUUCUGCGGUAAUGGUGCCAGGCGGCUGCUGGAGUCCCUGCCGCUAUACGGAGUAAGUGGCUAUUGUGCUGCCUCAAUGAUUAAGUAAAAUAUGGCUGGCAUUUGAAAGCCCACUCUACUACAUUUUUAAUGCUCUUUGAAUACAAUCCCAGGGCUCACUGAGCUUAAACGUCAGAGGUCAGAUGUCCCUUUACAACAUUGGUUUGAGAGGGAAAGUAGAGCAGAGAGAAAAAGAAGAUGACUGGAGAAUGGAGACUGCUUAAACAGAAGAGGAAGAACUGAACCAACACCCCUCUCAAACCAGGUCCACAUCAGAGAGCUUCUAAAACUAAAUAAUUACAGCUGCAAUCCACAGAUAUCUAAAAAGAAAACAUUCAUAAUUAACUGGGAUGCUCUACACACACACACACAAAGAUACACACUGCACAAACAGGAAGCGGAACAACGGGCAUUUACAAACUGCUGCAACAACUAGUGUUGCUUUUAUUGUAGACUUUUUUAAAUUGCAAACAAAAUUUUAAAAUGAACAAACAAUUCUGUGGUCUACUACUUGGAAUGAAAUUGUUGUCUUAAUUAUGUUCAUCAUGAAUGAAUGUUUGGAGUUUAAUGUUAAACUUUGCUGUAUGUCACCUGUGGGGCAUUUGUGUAAAAAAAAAAAACAAAAAGGAUUGAAAAGGUUAUUUUGGUAUUUAUCAAAUUCAGCUGCUAAUGGACAUCAGACACAUCAGAUAUGUCAGGUGGGGGAAAAUCACACGGUGUCAUGCCAUGUGCAUUGAUUUGCAGUGAGCAGUUGCUGUAGCGCUCUGCUUUCACUGUACUUUCUCCCCUGCACAUAUUCGACAUGAGCGUCCUGUCGCUGCCCCUUUUCUGUACAACUUUUUGCAGUUAGCUGACGUGGCUGCCACUGGAGACUAAAAGCCCAAACUAUCAGUUUAUGGGUUUCAAUGAGGUAAAUUUAGCUUUGUGUAGCAUGUGCAACAUGUACAGGAACACAGUGCACCUCUGUAUAUAUCAUACCAAGAAUGUUUAACAUGUUGCACAGACUAUGGUACGAUUUUUUUGCUUUUUAAUAUUGCAAUAUUUCUACAGGAAUUGUUGUGUUGGUCCUGGACUAAAUGCAGGCUUUUACAUGGUUUGAGCUGAAACAAAAAAUAUUCACAAACUGUUUUCGGGUUCAGUGUGAAAAGUUUAUGCCAGUGAACAUCAGUUAUGCAGAAAUAACAUAAACAUAAAAUACUCAACUCUUAAGUGGGUCUGUUUAGGCAUGUAUUAUUUCAUUAAAAAUGCAGAUUAAUGAUAAUUGUUAUGUUGGAAACAAUCAUUAUUCAGUGCACUCUUAUCAGUACAGGCCUUGAUGUCGAUGGGAUCAUUUGAAGCUGCCUGUGUGUUUGCUGUUUUUUGGGAAUCUGUCCAUCACCCUCAGUGUGUGAUUGUCAAGGUUUUCCUCUUUUCUUUAUCCAAAAUAAUUAUUUGCAACUCUAAACUGUUAACAUCUGCUUAGUAUUUGGUAGAAACAGAAGACCUUUUUGGUACCCUUUUCCACCAACAAGCAACUGGUUCCAUUCUGUUUCCCAAACCCAAUUUUUGAUCGUUCAGAGCAUUUUAACCAAAAAUAAAUUGGUUCAGAACCAGAAAAAUUGGUCCUCAGCUGGAACUGAAAAUAGCAGGUUUUCUUGACCUGAAGUGCAACAUGUGACAUCAGUGGGCGUGUCAUAUUCUACAGGUCAGAAAUAGAGAAUUGAGAAGUCAACUGAGAAAUUGUUUGACAUUGUGUAACGCCAUCAGUUAAUGAAACAUCCUUGGUUACAAUGGUACUGAUCAAAACUGGUGAAAACGCAGAUUCUUUGAGUCCUGAAUGGAACCAGCUCAAGACAUAGAGCUAAUUUGAUGGAAAGGGGGUAUGGACGAAAAACUGAUCUCAGGCAGGGGAAGGACUGUUUAUAUGUUGUCCAUGAAAUCAGUCCUUUAUUCUCACACUUUACUGCUGAAUCCCUUUUUGUUUAGCCCUGCGUCCAUGCUUUUUAUGUUUCAUUUUCACAUAUUACAAUGUUUGGUGUCCCGGUAAUUAUCUUUUCUUUCAUGUGGUGUCAUAGUGGAUGCUAUGAGAACUGCCCUAGUCAAACCUCUUGAUCGUCAGGACGUAAAGGAAAAAACUUCCAUCAGAGAGGAGAGAUUCAAGUGUCUUACUUAUGCAUUUAUAACAGUUUAACAUAAAAUAUUCAUAUUGUGUCACUCACUAAAACCUGAAAAUUAGUUUGAGAUAUGAUGUUUUCCCACAAUGUAGAGUAGUAGAUUGACUCUUGUUUUUAUUUGCACAUGUCUUCUGGCUGGUUCAGAUGACCUUCACUCAGAAAACCUCUUAUUUAAUCUUCUGGAUGAUUUUAAUUAUUUAUGAUACGAGGGAUGUCAAGUGUAGCUGGUUAAACUUAAUUAUUUCCAUCAUACAUUUAAUAGGUUAUUCAUCUCUUAUAUCACUUUUGUUCUUAAUGGGCUUUGACGGAGAAUUUUCUUUUCUUUUUUAUAACCAAACUCUUCUGAAUACCAUCAUUUGGGUUGUUUAUUUUUAUUUAUCUUCUUUACACACAGAUUACUUAUAGAUAAUUUUUCCUCCAUCUCGAAGCAUUUCAUAUAUUCAUUUAUUUUUCCAGUUGGUUUUAAAAGAACAUUUAGAAACGAAUGAAUAAAAAGUUUAGUGUGUAUGAAUCAGUACUGUGUAGCACUGUUAUUAGGCCGAGGAAAGGCGAUUUAUGAAUUGUUGAUGAACUCUUUCACUUUGUUCUUACAGAUCGUAAUAACAAGAUGAGGUUUUUCUUUUUUGUUGUUAAAAAACACCUUGUUAUGUCUCCUGUUAAAGCCAUUGAAAAAAAGCUGUUUGUGAGCCUCCA